Molecule: messenger RNA, 952 nt
Organism: Amyelois transitella
Lineage: Eukaryota; Metazoa; Arthropoda; Insecta; Lepidoptera; Pyralidae
Exons: 7
Coding region: 4-894 (296 amino acids)
Source: RefSeq, a predicted model, not a curated record
CAUAUGGAUUUUAUGCCGACUGGCUAUCUGCCGGACAACGUGUACAGAGAACUGGGCUGGUACGGAAUCCUGCAGAUUCAACCCUUGCACCAUAGUACAAAACAUAAAAUAGCCGCCCAACUGAUCUGGCAGCAUACCCUUGGGAGACCUCACGUUAUUCUGGAAAGUCCACCUCAGUCUUCGCAAUCGCCAGGGAAGGUAAGUCGUCAGAUCUUAGCAGAAGACGCGUCUAAGUGGUCGCGAGAACAGCGGGCAGCUCAAGAAGUACUUAUGGAAAAUAUCAAAGGUGGUGGCAACGGCCUUACCGUGAGGACCGUAAUCAGCGCCACAAAGAAGACCGUUAAUAUUAUUCAAAAUGGCAACUAUUACACCUGUCCUGAAGGUUCUGAGCCAGAUUUGGAUGCGUACAGAAUACAAGCCAAUAUGCACGAACGUAAAUGUACUUACGGUAGGAAUUCCUUCCCAGUUGCCAUUGACCCUUGCAUAGAAGGAGAAACAGCUCCUAUUGAGUACUCGUUCAAUGAAGGCUGGAUGUUCUGCCUGGGUAAUGGGGACAGGGAGAAUAACUACUUCCAGAAUGGAACCUUGGAUUGCGGUCACAAAGUUAAGAUUUCAAUGAAAAAAUUCUUGGACGAGUGUGCAAUCGACAACAAUAUAGUUAUUUCUUUCGAUUACUUCGGUGACGAGCCACGGAAGGAUAUGUUGCAUAACGCUACUCUAUGCACGUCUUGGGAUCCAUGCCGGAUUUCUUACCUGUAUAGGCUAGAGCCCCCACCACAAGGGAUGGCACCUUCGUUCCCCACUACUACUCAAAAUCCAUGUGAGACUACAAUUUGUCCAGAGUGUUACGAGGGAGCAACCGACGACCAAGGAGAAAAGAUGGAAAUCAUGUAAUAGAAAAGCAGCAGCACAGCAUGGUGUAUGUGUUGCACUACAUGUUGGUGAAAGAACG